This is a messenger RNA of Cercocebus atys (sooty mangabey), 10761 nucleotides long. It is a transcript of the gene SETD5, whose product is annotated as SET domain containing 5. Gene Ontology annotation, molecular function: protein binding. Bases 4210 to 8712 code for a protein of 1500 amino acids. Lineage: Eukaryota; Metazoa; Chordata; Mammalia; Primates; Cercopithecidae. The record is from RefSeq and is a predicted model, not a curated record. The transcript is spliced from 26 exons.
CGUUUCCGCUCGGGCAGCGGGCUGAGUGAGCUGCCGCCGCCGCCGCCGCUGCCGGGGGAGGGGCGGCCGCCGCCCGCCUGCGCUCAGAGACUCACGCAGCCCCAGUCCCGCCAGUCCGCCAACACUGUAGUGCCGGCCCCCCUCUUUCCCUGGCCCUCCCCCCUCCCCGCCUUUGGCUCGCUCCGCCUUUCUGCCCCCCACCCCCACCUCACGGGUACGGGCCAUUCCCGGCCAGGAAACGCCGUGGCGCCGCGUUGGGCCUAACUCGAGUCCUGCCGCCUCCCGGGAGUGCCGUGCGCCGCAGCCCGGGCCCAGGCCCCGGUAGCGCCUGGGACAAGGUCUUCAGAACUACUAGCAGAUAAUUUGGGGGGACUUCAUAUUCAGAAGUCUAUAUAAAGGAUUCCUCAUGUCCAUAACAUGUUGGAUGACGCUCUGCAGCUCACCCCCACUCUCAGAGUGGUCAGUCUCCAUUAAUUGGACCCCGUGAUUUCCAAUCUCUGCUGUGUUGGACGUCAUGAGCAUUGCAAUCCCUCUGGGAGUCACCACACCAGAUACAUCCUACUCAGAUAUGGCUGCUGGAUCAGAAAAGGAAGUGGAAGCCCCCUACCUUUCAAGACGAAGUGGCACUACACCAGGAUGUGAAAGUCCAGCGAAAGAGACCCAAGGGGCCUAGGGGGCAGCACACCCCCAGAAGCCAAGUCUAUUCCAGGCAGUACCAGGGAUUAGGGUCUGGGCUGGAAAAAUCCUGGUGUUUUGAAUAUGUUCAGGUCCAGUUCAGACUCUUGAUCCCACAGCCACUUCUUGAGUGAGGUGGGUGUUGCUCUAAUUCCCCUGUUUCUCUUGCCAUUUUCACAGUCCCCGGGGAUGCGUCCCCCUUCAGCAAAGCAAAGCAACUGUACCAGAUUUCUGGGUUGAAUGGCAACCCUGAUUAAUAGUGGUUUUCUUCCUUAAAACAGUAUUAUUAAAGAUUGUGUAUAUUUCUUCAUAAAGCCACCUAAUAUAACUUACCUGUUGACUGAGUUCCUUAAAAAGGAAGACUUAAAGCUACCCUGAGAAAUAGUAUAUAAUAUUCUGGGGUAGUCUAAAACGGAAAGCAGCGUUUGGGCUUUUUCCCAUAUAAAAAGGAGAAAGGAGGGUUGGGAGUGGGGAAGGGUUGAUUUUGUUUCUUCUAGAGCUUUUUUCUUCUUUUGUUUUUUUUAUUUUGGUUUGGUUUGGGUUUUUUUGCAUGCAAAAGGUAUUUAGUUAUAUCAGUAACUGAGACUUACCAUUUUACAACUCUUUCCCCAAAUAAAGUAUUUAAAACUCUUCCUGCAUUAGUAGGUAGCCCAGUUGUAUUGUGUUUAUAGGUUUUUAUAAAGUCGGCUACUAACCUGGUACUAUGUAGGUUGUCUAACUAUGUAGAUAGAUAGCAUUAACAUUUGUGAGAAAUUUCAACAAAGAGGUUAAACCAGUAAGUUUGGAAUUAGUAGAUAAAAGACCCAGAGCAGUUAAUCUUACAAUUGGUGUUUUCCCCAAAGUAUAGACAUGACUGCCCGCAAAUACUGCUAGGGAGUCCAGGAGUAAUUUCAGAAAUAAAAAUACUUCUGGUCUACAAAUGUGACUGCACUGUCUCUGUUAACACCAGCGUAUUCUAGGAUUUCCUGAAACAUUUUCAUUCAUGAUCUCCAGACAGAUUUCUGAUACUGUAGUCGUAACUGGCUACAUAGUUACGCAUUUCUACAAAGGGAAAGAAUGUCAAUGACUAGCUACGUACCAUUCUGUUAAAUUAUUAAUAUUUAUUAAUGUUUCAUCAUGCCUAUUUCACUGUCCUGGGCACUUUAAGAUUAAACCUGGUAUUAAGUGCAGCAUACUUAACUAGACCUAGACUUCAUAGGAUUUUAAAUCCGAUGGCAACUAUAUGCAAUAUGCAUUUAUUUUUGUGUGUGUUUGUAGGAAAUUUUGUAGAUGUAACAAGUGAAGCAAAGAUUUUUCUGAAUUUCCAAUUCUGCCAUUACAGAAUUUCAGGCAUUUUCCAAGAAAUGGCAUGAUAGCAACUGGGUUGCAUGUUGUACUUAGAACACAGUUGAUGGAGUAUAUCUGUUGUGAGCCUGGUUUCUGUGUAUGUGUCCAAUUCAGUGAUAGGAGAAGAAAGGCUGUAAUUAGAUUUGCAUAAAGUGUUUGCCUGCUAAAGAGAUGUAAUUCCAUUCCAAAUUUUUAAUUCCUAUUUUUAAAUAUAAAAACUAGUAUAUAUAUCAAGGAAUGUUUUAGGAAACCUUAUAGUUACCUGUCAAUGUCUAACUAUGUAUUUAAUCAAUAACCAAUAUGGAAAUUGCAGAGUUUCUUCAUCAGAAGAGUUUAAAUUUUAGAUUUGGCAUGCACAGCAAUAUAUUCAAUGCUGUGCUUAACUAGAAAGUAUUAUGCAAUACGAUGGCCUUUUAACCUCCACAAUAUACAUUUUAUUUUUAUUCCCUAGACUUGCACAUGAAGUGCAUAUGUUCAUAUUUACCCGUUUGGAGAUGGGUAAGAUACAACCAGCAUAGCUCCAUCUCCAUGGCCAUCUUUGAUUUCAUGCAACUUUCCUUUUUCCUGUCCCCACCCCCCAAAAAAAAUCCAUUCCUAAUAAACAGCUGUCAUGUUUCACUCCAUGUGUUCAGUGGUACAAAAUCUAUAUAAAAUAUAUACAGCUUUUGGAAUACUUGUUUAAUAAUGUACCUAGUAAAUUAACAAUGUUGUAUAAAUUUAUUACUUUCUUUUAACUGUCCAUCAUAGAAACUAAAUUAUACCUUCAUUUUAUUAUUGCUUGUCUGCCUUUGGUUUCAUUUAGGAAACCCCACCUGUUUCCUAAUACUCAGAGAUGAUUGCCUCUCAGUGAGCCAUGUUCAGAUCAUCUUUUUCUCAAGAAUACUGACCUGCAUUCUUGAUGUACCCCUCCCCCUGUUCCCAUCUUGCAGACACUUUUAAGUAAUAAAAUGCAUGCACCUCACUAACAGAGAAUACUUUCCUCUGUCUAAAGUUCUUCUUCACCUAGAAAUUUCCUUUGCUGUUAUUAAUAAGAUCCCUUCUCACAGUUUUGGAGCAUAUAACUGGGUGAGUUGGAUACACAUCUCAGAAUUUUCUUUGAUCCCUCACUUCUCAAUUGACAUUACCACAUUGAACUGCACACUUACUUAUUCCUGCCAUACUAUAUAUUGUAUAUCUCUAAGCAGGAAAAAAUGUCUGUUAUUUCAAGCAAACAAUAUGCAUUAUUUGACUCCCUGAAAGACCCAUUAAUCUCUAAGUUUGUGUUAUGUCAAUCAUCGGAGUUUCUAAUUUGUGAAUCUGUGUUCUAAUUAAUAUAAAUUACAAAUUACUAUUCUAUUCUGCAAAGCUGUACAAACUUUUUAUUUUUGAAUUAUCCUUCAGUAUUCCCUAAAACCUAACCAGGUAACAAUCAAAGUUGAAGUUCUUGCUUCCCAUAAACCUGAAUAUUAUCCUUUGCCAUCAAAGCCUUUUUAUUGUAAAGGCUUAUGUUAAUUUUCUAAGUUUGAAUACAUGUAUAAUUCUACAAUAAUACAUUGUGCUUGAAUAGUUUAUUUUCUACUCCCAAAGGGUACAAAAAGAUACUAAACCAAGCUUCUCACUAAGCCUGGUUAAUAAAGGUCUCAAAUAAUUUUCUUUAAAGGACUAAAUGUCAUCCUCGUUUCUAUAGCGGAAAGAGCAUAGACUUUAGAGUCAGACAGACUUUGUUUCAAAUCUUAGCUGUGUCAAUAUGUAACCUUGGGGAAGUCAUGUAAUCUCACCACCACAUCUUCCCCCUCUGUAAAAAUGGGGUAUAUACCAUGUUUAGUGGUUGCUGAAAUUGAAUUAAUAGAUAUAUAAAGCACCUAACAAAUAAUGGGCAGUUCACAAUGGUGGCCAUUACUGUUGUUAUUAUUUGUCACUAGACUAACAUAACUUUCCAGUUUAGUUUUUAUUUUGAAGUUCUAUGGUAUUAUCAUGCAGCUGAUAAAUAAUUUUGUCCUUAAUAUGCUUGCAUGUCAUUGGUGGAUGAGAAAUUAUUACUCUAAUAUUUGAAAGGUGUUGGGGGUUCGUCAAGAUGAGAGGUAUGAUAAAUAUAAGAUGCCAUUGUUUUUACCUGUACUUUCUUCAGGGUAUCCUGUCUUGGUAGUGAAUGGAAGAGGGCCUGGUCCCUGGGGCAGUGCAGAAGGCACUUUCAUCAUCUCACUCACUGCAAAUGUCAUGUGAGGUUUCAUGGAAGUAUUAAGAGAUCCAAUUAAGAAGAAUAGUUCUGAGUCUAAACCAGCCCAGAGUGGCUUCUCUAGGGGAAACUCCCCGCUCAGCUGCCCUGAAUCUGUGGAGGCUAGUCCAGCAGUUAAUGAGAAGAGCGUGUAUUCCACUCAUAAUUAUGGGACCACUCAGAGGCAUGGGUGUCGAGGACUGCCUUAUGCUGAUCAUAAUUACGGAGCCCCUCCUCCUCCGACACCUCCUGCUUCUCCCCCUGUCCAGACGAUCAUCCCUCGUUCUGACCUGAAUGGCCUGCCGUCGCCCGUAGAGGAACGCUGUGGAGACAGCCCGAACUCUGAAGGAGAGACUGUACCUACCUGGUGUCCUUGUGGUCUUUCUCAGGAUGGCUUCCUUCUCAACUGUGACAAGUGCAGGGGAAUGAGCAGGGGGAAGGUUAUUAGACUUCAUCGGCGGAAGCAGGACAACAUAUCAGGUGGGGAUAGCAGUGCAACAGAAAGCUGGGAUGAGGAGCUUUCUCCUUCCACUGUGUUGUAUACGGCAACACAGCACACACCUACAAGCAUCACCUUAACUGUUAGAAGAACCAAACCCAAGAAGCGGAAAAAGAGUCCAGAAAAGGGUCGUGCAGCACCAAAGACGAAGAAAAUCAAGGCAUUUCGAGAGGGAUCCCGGAAGUCCUUGCGGAUGAAGAAUUCUCCCUCUGAAGCACAGAAUUUAGAUGAGAAUACAACUGAGGGCUGGGAAAAUCGGAUAAGACUAUGGACUGACCAGUAUGAAGAAGCUUUCACUAAUCAGUACAGUGCAGAUGUACAGAACGCCCUUGAACAACACCUACAUUCUAGCAAGGAAUUUGUGGGCAAACCUACUAUUUUAGACACUAUUAAUAAGACUGAAUUGGCCUGUAAUAACACAGUUAUUGGUUCCCAAAUGCAGUUACAGCUGGGAAGAGUCACUCGUGUUCAAAAGCACCGGAAGAUCCUGAGGGCUGCAAGAGAUUUGGCUUUGGACACUCUUAUAAUAGAGUAUCGUGGGAAAGUCAUGCUACGACAGCAAUUUGAGGUCAAUGGGCAUUUCUUCAAAAAACCAUACCCCUUUGUGCUCUUCUACUCAAAAUUCAAUGGUGUAGAGAUGUGUGUGGAUGCCCGUACUUUCGGUAAUGAUGCUCGGUUCAUCAGAAGAUCAUGUACACCAAAUGCAGAGGUGCGACACAUGAUUGCAGAUGGGAUGAUUCACCUGUGCAUCUAUGCUGUGUCUGCCAUCACCAAGGAUGCUGAGGUCACCAUAGCAUUUGAUUAUGAGUAUAGUAACUGUAAUUAUAAAGUGGACUGUGCCUGUCACAAGGGAAACCGGAAUUGUCCUAUACAAAAAAGGAAUCCUAAUGCUACAGAACUGCCACUCCCACCACCUCCUCCAAGCCUACCCACCAUUGGAGCAGAGACUAGACGUAGAAAAGCACGACGGAAAGAGCUAGAGAUGGAGCAGCAGAAUGAGGCUCCAGAGGAGAAUAAUGACCAGCAAUCACAAGAAGUUCCAGAAAAAGUAACUGUAUCCAGUGAUCAUGAGGAAGUAGACAAUCCAGAAGAAAAACCAGAAGAAGAGAAAGAAGAGGUUAUAGAUGACCAGGAGAACCUAGCUCAUAGCAGGAGGACCAGGGAAGAUAGAAAAGUAGAAGCCAUCAUGCAUGCUUUUGAAAACUUAGAGAAAAGAAAGAAGCGGCGAGAUCAGCCUUUGGAACAGAGCAACUCUGAUGUAGAGAUUAAUACAACCACUUCAGAGACUCCUGUUGGUGAAGAAACAAAAACUGAAGCCCCUGAAUCUGAAGUUAGCAACUCUGCUUCAAAUGUUACCAUCCCAAGCACCCCACAGAGUGUUGGUGUGAAUACCCGGAGGUCUUCCCAAGCAGGGGAUAUUGCUGCAGAAAAACCAGUCCCCAAGCCACCUCCAGCAAAGCCUUCUAGGCCCCGGCCGAAGAGUCGAAUUUCUCGGUACAGGACCAGUUCAGCCCAAAGACUAAAGCGUCAGAAACAGGCCAAUGCACAGCAGGCAGAAUUGUCACAAGCUGCCUUAGAAGAGGGAGGAAGUAACAGUUUAGUAACUCCUACUGAAGCUGGAAGUAUAGACAGUUCAGGAGAAAACAGGCCAUUAACAGGGUCUGACCCAACUGUGGUGUCAAUUACUGGAUCCCAUGUCAACCGUGCUGCAUCUAAAUACCCCAAAACCAAAAAGUAUCUAGUUACAGAAUGGUUGAAUGACAAAGCAGAGAAGCAAGAGUGCCCCGUUGAGUGCCCUUUACGUAUCACGACGGAUCCAACUGUACUGGCAACGACCCUAAACAUGUUACCAGGUCUUAUCCAUUCCCCAUUAAUUUGCACCACCCCCAAACACUACAUUCGCUUUGGCUCACCCUUUAUCCCUGAGAGACGUCGAAGGCCCCUUCUGCCUGAUGGCACAUUCAGCUCCUGUAAGAAGCGCUGGAUAAAACAAGCCUUAGAAGAAGGAAUGACUCAAACAUCAUCUGUACCCCAAGAGACUAGAACUCAGCACCUAUACCAAAGUAAUGAGAAUAGUAGCUCUUCCAGUAUCUGCAAAGACAACGCAGACUUGUUGAGCCCAUUAAAGAAAUGGAAGUCUCGCUAUCUGAUGGAGCAGAAUGUCACCAAGUUACUUCGGCCUCUGUCUCCAGUCACACCACCCCCUCCCAAUUCAGGCUCAAAGAGCCCCCAGCUGGCCACGCCUGGCUCAUCUCACCCAGGAGAAGAGGAGUGUCGAAAUGGAUACAGCCUCAUGUUUUCACCAGUCACAUCUCUUACUACUGCUAGUCGCUGCAACACUCCUCUGCAGUUUGAGAACAUAUCCUCCCCUGAGAGUUCCCCUGCGCAUAGGCCCGAGUCCCUGUCACCCGAGCUUUGUCACCGAAAAGACCUGGAUUUGGCAAAAGUAGGAUACCUUGACUCCAACACUAACAGCUGUGCUGAUAGACCUUCCCUACUCAACUCUGGUCAUUCUGACCUGGCUCCUCAUCCCUCCAUCGGACCCACUUCUGAGACUGGUUUCCCAAGCAGAAGUGGAGAUGGACAUCAGACCCUCGUGAGAAACUCAGACCAGGCAUUUCGGACAGAGUUCAACUUGAUGUAUGCCUACUCCCCUUUGAACGCUAUGCCUCGAGCAGAUGGACUGUAUCGAGGUUCUCCUCUAGUCGGGGAUAGGAAGCCUUUACAUUUGGAUGGGGGAUAUUGUUCGCCUGCAGAAGGAUUUUCCAGCAGAUAUGAACAUGGCUUAAUGAAAGACCUCUCUCGUGGAUCCUUGUCACCUGGUGGGGAAAGGGCCUGUGAAGGAGUCCCAUCUGCCCCCCAGAACCCACCACAGAGGAAAAAAGUAUCCCUGCUGGAGUACCGAAAACGGAAACAAGAAGCUAAGGAAAAUUCUGCUGGUGGGGGAGGUGACUCUGCCCAGAGCAAAAGCAAGUCUGCAGGAGCUGGGCAAGGCAGCAGUAACUCCGUUUCUGACACUGGUGCCCAUGGUGUGCAGGGAUCCUCAGCCCGAACCCCAUCUUCCCCUCACAAAAAAUUCUCCCCAUCUCAUUCCUCUAUGUCCCAUUUGGAGGCGGUAAGCCCAUCAGAUUCCAGAGGCACUUCUUCAUCUCACUGCAGACCUCAAGAGAAUAUCAGCAGUAGGUGGAUGGUUCCCACAUCAGUAGAACGACUUCGAGAAGGAGGAAGCAUCCCCAAGGUCCUCCGAAGCAGUGUGAGGGUGGCCCAAAAGGGAGAGCCCUCUCCCACGUGGGAGAGUAACAUCACAGAGAAAGACUCAGACCCUGCAGAUGGAGAAGGUCCAGAGACAUUGAGCUCAGCACUCUCUAAAGGAGCAACUGUUUACAGCCCUUCCAGAUACAGCUACCAGCUCCUGCAGUGUGAUAGUCCUCGGACAGAAUCACAAAGCCUCCUUCAGCAGAGUUCCUCCCCCUUCAGAGGACAUCCUACACAAUCUCCAGGAUACAGUUAUCGAACUACUGCACUGAGACCUGGAAACCCCCCCUCUCACGGUUCUUCAGAAUCAUCCCUCUCUUCUACGUCCUAUUCCAGCCCGGCCCACCCUGCGUCCACAGACUCGUUGGCCCCAUUUACGGGGACACCAGGGUAUUUUAGCAGCCAGCCACAUUCUGGAAACAGCACUGGCAGCAAUCUUCCAAGGAGGAGCUGCCCUUCUAGUGCUGCUAGCCCUACCCUGCAGGGACCCUCAGACUCGCCAACCUCAGACUCGGUUUCUCAGUCCAGCACAGGAACUCUGAGUUCCACCUCCUUUCCUCAGAACUCUAGGUCAUCAUUGCCAUCAGACUUACGGACUAUCAGUCUGCCCAGUGCUGGGCAGUCAGCUGUCUACCAGGCCUCCAGGGUAUCUGCGGUUUCCAAUUCACAGCACUACCCACACCGUGGGAGUGGGGGUGUGCACCAGUACCGACUCCAGCCACUGCAAGGGUCAGGAGUCAAGACUCAGACAGGACUUUCCUAGGGCUUCUGGAUUUGGGCAAACAGAACUGAAUGAGCCCAUAGCUGCUUCCUUCCAGCUGCCUCUGGAACCUAGGCCGAGCAUAUUGCUGGGGAAGGGGGGGUACAAGGUGCCAGAGGAUUGGGUCUGGUGGACAAGAAACAAGACUUGUGGUCACAAUUGGCCUCUGGCCUUGGAGAAAGAUGUAAAUCUUGUCUGAAGCAGAGACUAUAAAGAAGUUUCUCCCUGCUGUCAAGGGUACAUUGUUGACAAGCAAAUGGUGUUUCAGUUAGUAACGGUUCUAAGUGCAAUGAGUUGUGUUGAAGCCUCCGUCUCCCAUCCUUGCCUGUAGCCUGUAGUCACUUGUGCAGUGAGGACAUCUUUUUAAAUUUAAAAAAAAAAAAAAAAAAAAAAAGUUUUCAAAGGAAAAAAAAGUGAAAAGAGCCAAUCUCAAAAGCCCCAAGCCAUCUGAGUACUGUUAGGGUUUUAUGCACUUAAGAAAAAAGGUAGGUAUAUGAAUGUUCAUCCUAAGACAACCAUUCCAAAAGCAGGUAUCUGGCCAAUGUGUGUCCACCAAGAAUACUGCCUAUCUUUGUCUUAAGAUCACCAAGAAAUAGGCAAGGAUAGUAAAGCUUGGAACCUGCACCGACUGGAGGGUGCCUGGCUCUUUGAAGAAACGCUCAUGGUCAGCUCUUGAUUAUUCGGGAGCAGAUUAUCUGAGUAGAUUGAGCCUCCAACUGUUGCUAUCCUACUCCCCCUUCCCAAGCUAUUUCACAGCUCAGUAACCCAUGAAGUAAGUAGACAAGGAAAAGAGGAAUGAGACAGGAUAUAGGCCAAUUGCAUUGCUACUUACCAGCUUUUGGCAAUAAAUUUGAUUAGGAAGGAUACGGAGUGGUUUGGGAAUGCUUCGAAUUUUAUUUUUUCUACUCCCAAUUAAUCAGGAGUUGAUGAUCCCACGAGCAGGACCGCCUCCAUGAUUGGGGAGCAUGCACUUGUGACUGCAGGGUAAGAGUGAGAAGAUAGGUUUGUGGAGUGGCACCGACAGGACUGUGAUUGUGUGUGGGCCUGCCCCACAUUUCUUUGGGGGAUGCUUAUGUGAGAGUGGGCCCAGUGAAAGAGUUACCAAGCCACCCACACCCCUAACACUGUUCUGGAUGAGAGAUGAGAGCAGACCGGCUUCUCCCCAUCAGUGCAUUGUGCCUGUUGUACACCCCUGGAGGAGCCCUGGAGCCAGCCCAGGUGGGGUACACAAUCUUUUUAAAUUCCAUAUGGUUGCCAGCUUAUUUCUUUCACUUGUUUACUGUAAUAUCUGGCGUGUUUUUAUUUAUCUAAUUUUGUAUUCAGUUAUAACCAUGGUAGGGGUAGUGAAUAUAUGACAGGUGUAAUCCCUGGUGCUGCAGUGGACCUUCUUUUCUUUUGGACAAGAUAAUACUGUGAGUUUCCCUCCUUCCUUCCCUCUAAUUUGUUUUCCUUUUCUCCCCCAGCCUCUUGCAUCCCCUUCUUUUCUACCCUGUCCUACAACUAUCAUAUGCACAGUCUUCUCUCUUUGUGUGUGACUGUUACAAAAUUUCACUUUUCAAAAUCGAAAUCAGGUGUUUGCUCAAAUGAGGGGAGAUUUUUUUUUUUUUUUUUUUUUAAAUGCUGAGACCUCAGCAGAGUACUUUUCUUUUUGUUGUUUCCCCCACAAACCCAUCAGUCUGGGAGAGCAUUGGGAGUGGAAAUCAUGUUGCCUGGGAUGCUGGUUUCUUUGUAUAUUAUAUAAAACGUAUGUAAAUGUCUCUCCAUUUGGGCUGGGGUUUGCAUUCUCCCCUUGGCUAUUAACCGAGGGGAGAGGCCAGCGGGCAGGCGGCCCUCACCCUGCCUGGCACGUGCAGAGACCCCAGCCACUCUGUGUGGGCAGGGUGCUGUCAAGACCAGACCUCUUGGGGGGGUAGGGGCGGGGGGGUGGGGGGAACUCUUGGAAGGGAAGAAGUAUCACUUCUUUCUCAAGUGGAGUGUUUACACCUUGCUGUAACAUUUGAACUUUCACAAGAGAUGUAAUAAUUUUGAUAAUAAAAUUCUUAACCAUAAUAA